Molecule: messenger RNA, 1292 nt
Organism: Ceratitis capitata (Mediterranean fruit fly)
Lineage: Eukaryota; Metazoa; Arthropoda; Insecta; Diptera; Tephritidae
Product: tetraspanin-6
Exons: 6
Coding region: 239-1132 (297 amino acids)
Cellular component (GO): membrane
Source: RefSeq, a predicted model, not a curated record
UUGAAACGGUGUGGAUGAGAAAAUAUAUAUAUAUAUAUAUAUAGAUAUAUAUAUAUGUAUUAUUAACUGCGGUCAACAACGGUAAUGACCACAACAAAACAUAUACGUUAGCAACGUGUACAACAUAAGUGAAAUUCGCCAAAAGGCACAUUUAAACCAAUAAAAAUAUUGAAGUGAAAAAGAAGUAUCCUUACUGUGUUUAACUGUGAUCCUCGAAAGACGAAAACGAAAAUUCAAAAUGGCGCGCGAUCAAUUGAAUUCCGGCAUGCGUUGUGCAAAAUUUAUGCUGGUUAUUGUGAGCUUCAUGUUUGCGCUCACUGCGGUGCUGCUCAUCAUGGUCGGUUCAACAAUUCAAGCGAUAUUCGGUGACUUCAGCCAAUUUAUCGAUGAUCACUUCUCCUCACCGCCAGCCUUACUCAUCGCUAUCGGUUUCAUUCUGUUGCUCGUAGCAACCUUGGGUGCUUAUGGUGCGGUUAGGGAGAGUGUUAUGCUAAUCAAUUUGUAUGGUGUAAGCUUAUUCUUGGUAUUUAUUCUGGAAGUCGCCGCUGCUAUUGCCGCCUUUGUAAUGCAAAAUCAAGUAGGUGGCAUGUUGAUGCGUACUAUGAACGAGUCCUUGCAACAAUAUUAUGACAAUGAAUAUUUACAAGUUGGCGUCGAUUUUAUGCAAGCCACGCUCGGUUGCUGUGGUGUAAACAGCCCAAUGGACUGGAGAUCCGCAAAUAACACUAAUGUUGAAGAAAUCGAAGUGCCAUCAUCAUGCUGUGAGGAGUUCUCUCUCGAAGAUGUUGACUCCUGUCUUAAACCCUUCGAUAGCGGUUGCUUGCCACGUAUGAACUUUAUAAUCUCGCAGAGCACUAUGCUAAUUGCCACCGGUGCUACCACAGUAGCUUUUGUGCAGAUCCUCGGCGUACUUUGCGCCUUUAUGUUGGCUAAAACACUGCGACGCAACAAGUCGUUACGCGAAGCACGCCGUUGGCAACUACAACAAAGUUUGGGUGUAUUAAUUUCGGGUGGAAAAAUGGCGCCACCAGCUAAUUCACCGCUUAACGGUUAUACACAAUUGGAACGUGCCGAACGUUAUAUGGAACAAGAUCCCGUCACGUAUACGCCAAGCAGUCCCAGCGUGAAUUAAAUGGAAAAAGGAGAGCGGCGAGCAUAUGGCCAACAAAUGGAUUUAGUAAUAAUGAAGUGCCUAAAAGAAAAUAUAUUUUUUUUCGCCAAAAAACGGAAUUAUUUAUGUUUUUAACUUUCAGCUAUACAAAUGUAGUUUUUUAGCAACAUAAACAAAAAAA